GCGCCCUCCUGCGACGGAGGAAAAGCAUCGCUGUUGAUCGCGUCACAGUGACUCCGGCCCCAGCGUCCCCGUGUCCCCUCCACCUGGCAGUUCGUCGGGUCCCGGUGAGCACUCGGUGGAUUCGUUCCGGCCUUGAGUGUCGGUUAUUGAAGUUUGAGAGAUGGCUAAUGAACGAUGUUUAACAGAUGAGUAAUGCCCGUCGCUUAAAGACUGAAGGUAUGAGGCAAGACUCCCUAUUACUGCUUAAAGAAGAGGAUUUGAGAUUGAAAUUCAGGCACUGUCUUAAAGAGAGUUUGGGAAUAAGAAGCGUUCAGACAGGUUUCACGGUCAGACUCACAGGAUGCCAGCCAUCGAUCUCUCCCCUUGUGGUUAUCUUUCUCAAGACUCUUUCUGUCUCCAUGAGAAGUCAGAGGGGAAAAGGGUUGUAACUGGAUGUCUGACACAUUAUUCUGAGGACCCAGUGACCUUUGAGGACAUAGCUGUGGAAUUCACCCAGAAGUGGACUUUGCUAGAUCAAACUCAGAGACACUUGUACAGAGAUGUGAUGCUGGAGAACUACAAGAAUAUGGUUGCAGUGGAUUGGGAGAUUUCUCUUAAUAUCAAAUGCACAAUUCAGCAGAAUAUUGUGCAAGGGAAUACAUCCAAUAUGGUGGAAACGGACUUGGUGACUUUUGAAGAAGUAGUGGUGGACUUCUCGCAGGAGGAGUGGGCACUGCUGGACCCUGCUCAGAAAAUGCUGUACAGAGAUGUGAUGCUAGAGAACUUAAGGAACCUGGCCUCCGUGGGGGCAGGUUAUCAUCUCUGCAAACACAGUCUGAUCACUGAGGUGGAGCAGGAAGAACUGAGGACGGAGGACAGAAGUCUCCGAGGUGCCCGAUCAGACUGGGAUACUCAACUUAAAUCAAAACACACAAUUCCAAUACAAAAUGUUCCUGGGGGGAAAACUUCUAAUGGCAUAAAAAUGGCACCAACUCAUCCUGGUGAGAAACCUUUGGAAUUUGAUCAUUAUGGAAAAUUCUUCAGAAAGAACUGUCACCUUAUUUGUCCAAGAUAUUUCAAGGGAGAGAAAUGCUACAAAUAUAAAUAUGGGAAAGACUUUGGCCAUCGCUCAACUCUUAUGAGUCAUUUGAGAACUCACACUGGAGAGAAAAUUCUUGAAUUCAAUGAUCGUGGCAAAGCUUUCAAUGAAGAGGCCUCCCUUAGGAAACACUUAGGAACUCCCCCCAGAGAGAACGCGUAUGAGUAUAAGCAGUGUCUUGUGUCCUUCGGUUUACACUCUUCCUUUUUAGGACAUGAGCAAAUACCUAUUGGAGAGAAACUCUGUGAAUGCAGUGACAAUGGAAAAAGAUCUUCCCUUAGUGUCCACAAGAAGUUGUGUACUGUAGAGGAAAGCUCAAAAUGUAAUGAACACAGGAAAGUUUUCACUGGCCCUUUGUCCCUUCAGAAGUGUGCGAGACCUCACACUGGAGAGAAACCUUAUGAAUGCAGUGACUGUGGGAAAGCCUUUAUUUUUCACUCUUCCCUUAAGAAACAUGUGAGAUCGCACACUGGAGAGAAGCCUUACAAGUGUAAUCAUUGCGGAAAAUCCUUCAGCCAGAGCUCUCAUCUUACUGUGCACAAAAGAACUCACACUGGAGAGAAACCCUAUGAGUGUAAGGAAUGUGGCAAGGCUUUUACUGUACCUUCAUCCCUGCAGAAACACAUGAGAACCCACACUGGAGAGAAACCCUAUGAAUGCAGUGACUGUGGGAAAGCCUUUAUUGAUCAGUCAUCCCUUAAGAAACAUAGAAGAUCUCACACUGGAGAGAAACCUUAUGAGUGUAAUCAGUGUGGGAAAUCCUUUAGCACAGGCUCCUAUCUUAUUGUGCACAAGAGAACACACACUGGAGAGAAAACCUAUGAAUGUACAGAAUGUGGGAAGGCCUUUAGGAAUUCCUCUUGCCUAAGGGUACAUGUGAGAACUCACACAGGAGAAAAACCCUAUAAAUGUAUCCAGUGUGGAAAAGCAUUCAGCACCAGCACUAACUUAAUAAUGCACAAGCGAAUACAUACAGGGCAAAAACUUUAUGAAUGAAAUGACCAUAGGAUAGCCUUUAGUGGUCCUUCACACCUCACUCCUUAUUGUAGAACUCACACUGGAGAGAAACCUUACGACCAAUGUAGAAAGCCUUUAGGCACAACUCUUAAGUUGUACUGGAACCACCUUAUAAAAAAUUACAGUUAUAUGAUUGCUUUUAUCAGUGACUAUUUAUCCUUAAAAUUUGACAUUAAUUGAUGAGUAUUAAAUGUUAUGUAGCACUCUAAAUUCCCCUUGAUUUACACAAAAGUUUUGAUAAUGCUUUCAUUGUAAUUUAGUACUAAAUAUUGUCCAGUUCUCAUCAAGAUGUCUAGGACCUACAUUUAACAAUGUAUUUUUUAAUGUGCAGACUGUGCAUAUUUUAGUUACAGAUUUCUAAUUUAAUUGUAUUAUACAUAGAAUGCACGGUCUUCAUGAUAGAUUCUAAAUGACAUAGAAUCAAACAAAAUUGUUGGAGACUUGCUGUGUGUGUGGCCUAAUGUGUCAAAUGCAGCGAGUUACUGUCCCAACAUCCAUUGCUCCCUUCCUUCCCUAAAGUAACAGAACUACAGUUGUGUUCAAGUUGGCAGUGUGGACAACUUUUGAAGGAUUCAUCCAGCUUUCUUUGCAGCUGUGAGUGCCCAUGAGCCCAUAGUCUUGCCCAGUGGGAAAAUAGUGAGAGGGCACUAGAACCCAUGGAAAUGGGAGCGUGUCAUCUGGCAUUUUCUCAACCGUUUGCCCUUUAUCUUACAUCUUCUUUCCUAGAAAAUAGAGCAAUAGGAUGGCAGUCAUAGGCUACUGAAUAUACAACAGGGACAUACAGUAUUAUUUGGCUAUCCCAACCCUGGGUUGCUUAUUUCCGGACUUCAUGUAAUGAAAAAAAAAAAUAAACUCCUAACUGGUUUAAACCACUCUUGUGGGAAGAUUCCGUUACAACGGAUGUCAUAUGUAGUCAGGUUUUAGGAAUCCUUCAAGUAUGGUUAAAAACAAUGUAUAGUCUGUCAUUGCUGGGUAUAAAAGUCUCAGUGUAUCUGAUGGAUAAAUCUGUGUUUUUUAAAUCUGUAUCAUUACAAACCUUAGCACAUGGAUCUCUUUUAUCGAGAGAAAUAUGUUUAAAUGCCCCACUAUGAUUGUGGGUAGUCAGAUUAUUUUUUUAAAUUCUGCCCCUCUUGGAAUAUUUUGAGGCAGUAUAUUGGUAUAUUUGGGUGCAUACAAAUGUCAUUUGUUGUUUCUGGUAAAUUGUUCUUUUCAUUCUUA
This is a messenger RNA of Pteropus alecto (black flying fox), 3313 nucleotides long. RefSeq names its product zinc finger protein 177. The record is from RefSeq and is a predicted model, not a curated record. Gene Ontology annotation, biological process: negative regulation of transcription by RNA polymerase II. Gene Ontology annotation, molecular function: DNA-binding transcription repressor activity, RNA polymerase II-specific. Lineage: Eukaryota; Metazoa; Chordata; Mammalia; Chiroptera; Pteropodidae.